Messenger RNA from Cololabis saira (Pacific saury), 3819 nucleotides. RefSeq names its product nucleotide exchange factor SIL1-like. The record is from RefSeq and is a predicted model, not a curated record. NCBI's taxonomy places the organism in Eukaryota, Metazoa, Chordata, Actinopteri, Beloniformes, Belonidae. Bases 89 to 1549 code for a protein of 486 amino acids. The transcript is spliced from 10 exons.
GCAGCCGGGAACCAUAGAAACCUGAUAGAAACGAGCAGGUGUCCAGGUGCUGUCAGCUGUCUGUCCUGCUGUCUGUCCUGCUGUCCUCAUGGUCCGGGUCUCCCGUCCCCCCGGAGCAGCGAGGUGUCGCCUCCUCCUGCCCGUCCUGGUGCUGCUGCUCUGCGGUCACAUCGCCGCUGUCGCCGGACACAAGUCUGGAAGUGCCUUAACUGUGGUGAACACUGACGGAGGAGUGGGAGGUGAUGAAGAGGAGGAGGGGACAGUUGGUGAUGAAGAGGAGGAGGAGACAGUUGGUGCUGAUGAAGAUUUAGAUGUUUUCCAACCAACGGAGCAGUGGCAGACACUCAAACCAGGUCAGGCCCUGCCGGCUGGUUCUCACGUGAGGCUGAACCUGCAGACGGGGCAGAGGGAGGUGAAGCUGGGGGAGGAGCAGCUCAAGUACCGGACCCCGGAGCACCGGACCCCGGAGCACAGGGAGAAGGAGGAAGAGGAGGAGAGCAGGCCCAGCUUCAGUCCUGACGAGCUGAAGCGGGCCAUGAAGAGGAUGAAGGAGGACCUGGACCCGGACCUGAACCCGGACCUGAACCCGGCAGACCCAGACCCAAACCCAGACCACCAGGACUCUGCAGCGUCCAGAUUCCGGCCCCUGGAGGAGUUGAAGCAGGACAUGGCUGAGCUGGACCUGCUGGUGGAGACGGAUGUUCAGAUAAUGGGGCGGUUGUUGCAGCAGCUGAACGGCAGCGCGGCCACCACGGAGCAGAGACUGAGCCUCCUGCUGGAGCUGGAGUACCUGGUGCACCAGGUGGACAACGCCCAGACGCUGUGCUCCAUGGGGGGUCUGGACCUCAUCCUGGGGGGGCUGAACAGCUCUGACUUCAGACUGCAGGAGAGCUCCGCCUUCGUCCUGGGCUCUGCCCUGUCCAGUAACCCGGUGGUGCAGGUGAAGGCUGUGGAGAGCGGAGCUCUGCAGACGCUGCUGACCACGCUGGUCACUGCUCAGCCGCUGCACGUCAAGAAGAAGGUCCUGUUCGCGCUGGCCGCGCUGCUGCGCCAGUUCCCGUACGCCCAGCAGCACUUCGUCUCCCACGGGGGGCUGCAGGUGCUGGCAGAGCUGUUCCAGCAGGACGGGGGGGGGAUCCUGAGGACCAGGAUCGUCACCAUGCUGUACGACCUCAUCACUGAGAAGGAGCUGAUGUUCCAGGCGGGGCUGGACCCGGUCACCGACCCGGCCCACGAGGAGCGGCGGCGCCAGUACUCCCGCGUGUCCCUGCAGGGGGAGCUGGGGGAGAAGGGCUGGUGCAGCCUGGUGCCCCAGCUGCUGCAGAGCAGCGAGCACGACCACCGGGAGAAGGCUCUGCGGGCUCUGAUAGCCAUGGCCCCCGCGUGCUCGGACCAGUACCGGCUGCAGCCGUGGCUGCUGGACUCUCUGCUGGCCCUCCGACUGCAGUACCAGGACCUGGUCCACUCAGAGAUGAUCCUGGGGGAGGAGAACAGCUACUUCUCAGAGAUCGUAGAGCUGAUAGACACGCUGCACGUCAAGCUGAGGUGACCGGAGCUACGGGGGACCCGGAUAGUUUCCCUGAGCGGCCAACGCUCCGUCUGAGGUGACGGCUGCUGCCCAGCUCACGGCUGCACACACAGACUCGGCCGCCCACCCAGUCACACGCAGGAGCUGAGCACCGUCCGGGGUUGAGGGCUGCGAGCUGGACUGUAACUUCUGUACUUGGGGAGUUUUUAAAAAGAAACUGCUGCAGGUGAAGCUGCGUGUGUGUGUGUGAUACAGUGUUGUGAAUCAGCUGAAUAUAUGACUUGCAUGUGGACCUGUAGCGUUGUUGCCUUCAUUUCAGCAGGUACUGUAUGGAUUUGCGUUGUGCAUCGUGUUCUGCAUUCUGAUUGGCUAAACAGUCUCCCCGCUUCUUCACUUCCUGUGUCAAUAACGUUGGUUGCUUAGCAACAAGAUGAGAACGACCAAUGAGCUUCAGCAGCAGCUCAAGAACAGGAACUUUGAUGAAUCGUUCUUUACAGUCUCAAAUAUAAUCAAUGGUCUCGGUUUAGAAGAAUCUUUUUGUCCAGAAGAAAAAAGAGCAACAACAACGACUCAUAACUAUUUUCUUCUCUGGAAAAAACCCACCUGCACCGCGGCUUUAGGAGAAAAAGACGCUACAGAGUCAGGAUGCAGCGGCUCAGAAGAACAGUGAAAUAAGUGCGAGGCGGUGCUGAUCUCUGCAAUUUGAACCUUCUAUAAUAAUUGUAAAAAGAAUUUCACUUAGCACGGGUUCUUUUUGGAACGUAACCCCUGCGAAAAACCAGGGAUUACUGUAAUGACAAACUCUCCUUCUCUUGGCUCAUGACCGUCAUGUUUUUGAAUAAACACACACACACAUCCAGUACGUUUCCUCCUGUCUCCAUGUGGGGAAAAAAGCUUCACUGUAGCCAGAAAUAACAGAGUAACGCACCGUUUAGUAACGGUAAUUGCGUUACUGAAUUUAAAAAGUAAUGCAUUAGAGUUACCGCAAAACUGACGGCGUUACUGUAACCCGUUACUAAAUAACGCGUUAGUCCCAACACUGGUUAUGAAGGACCUGCUGUUCUGGGCUGGCAUCAGUCUAGGAUAGAAAAGGCUGCAUUUCCUUUUGAAAAUGCAGGAUGUUUGGAGAUCUCUGUGAGCCAUGAAGAAGCCUCAGCUCCUAUUUUAGCAUGAAGAGCUACUAGCUACGGGCCGGCCUCCUCCAUGAUCGUGACUGAAAGAACGUCUGUCUGCAGCUGCAACGAGUGACCCACGGAUGUUCCUCCCCCAGAUGAGCUGAACCAGGGACCCUGCAGGCCUCCACGUGAACGCCUUUGGACCGACCCAGAGCUGAAGGAGGCCCAGCUGCUGUACCCAUGAUGCACUACUCAUCCACACGGAGAGGAGGAGAGCAGGAGAGAGAGAGAGAGAGAGAGAGAGAGAGAGAGAGAUGCUCUUUACCAGGAUCACCUGAUCAACCACCCAGCUGUUCACCAAGGAACACUGUUUUGUUUCUGGGCAGAGAAACAUAGUUAACACAUUUAACUAGUUUAGCUUUACGUUGUGAGCCGGACCGCUGAUCCCGUCACAACUGGGUUUAUUAGUUUAAGUGUGUUUGUUUAUUUUAUCGUUUGUCAACCGUUGCAUCCAUGAGACGAAAUCCAGUCCACCAUUUUGAAUCACGCGAGAACCAAAAUGGCAUACUAAUGUACUACAUGCUACAUACUGCAAAGUAUGUACUGUAUACUGGCUACUAAACGAACGAUUCAGUAGCCGCUCCAGCAGACCGUUCAGCAGUAGCAGCCAAGUAUCCCAGAAUGCAUUUCGCACCAUAACGACAGCGGAAGCCGAGAGCUAAAAGCUGUUUUAAUUUCAGCUGUAGCGCUGUUAAUAUGCCACUUAAGUUUUAAUAUUUUUUCAGGCGUGAAAGUAACCGUUAAGAUCCCCAACCUGGGCUCAGUUUAUCCAAAUAACGCCUGUUAAGAAAUUUGCUCCAACGUUUUCGGGGAUGAGAAGAGCCGCCCAGUCGGCAGCAGCAGCAGCAGCUCACGGCCGUGGGGGAGAGGUGUGAUCGCUGGAUCAACCUACGCCGUCGUCCCGGGGAGAAACUGAUCCAAUGAACUGACCUGCAGCUCUGUGGCUGAAAUAAAUCAUUUAGGAAGAUAAAUGUUGGUUUAAUAGAUAAAAUCUAACAGUUAGUUUGUCUGAAUAUAUAGUGAAGCUUCAUGUUUUUACUGGAGCCCCAGAACCAGCGCUGCUGCUCUGUCUGUACAUCAGAGCCGUCACAAUUUUAAUAAAUGUAUUAAAAUCAA